UAGAUUUCCUCCACAGUACCCCAUAUGCAGCGUACUUUUCUCACCGAAACUGUCAGCUACGUCUUCCUGUUUGUUCCUUCCGCGCCAGAGCUCCUUUGGAUUCACCAUUAAUAGUGACCGUGUCGAGUAAGUUUCUAUUGAAGUGUCCCUGUUGCUUCGCCACACGCUCCACGGCCUGUCAGAUUUGACGUGAGGGGUGCAAUCGACCUUACGCGCCCUGUCGUCUCGUCGGCGAUUUCUCGGUGGAAGAGUGGAGCAGCUGCGAGGGUCGGCACCAUGCCGGACAGUCAGUCGGUCCGCGACAUUCUCGACGUCAUGCCCGACCCCUGGGCCUGGCACCUGGUUGAUCCCGCUGGCCGCCUCCCUGGAGAGCUCAUGGUGGAAAUCUUCGGUCAUCUGGACCAAGAAAGUCUGAUCAAUGCUGGACAGGUCAGCAGACGGUGGCGUGCUUUGGCCAAAAGGCAGUGCUUGUGGAACGCUGUGGACCUCCACGACACCAUGAGCGCCCUGCACUGGCAGGAAUUCUGCGUGAAGUACGAGGCGCCAUCGGAAUUUGCGGACAUCAUAAACCUUGAGGUGCGUCGGUUCUUGAGGAAACUGGUGUCAGCACCAUACUUGCGAUCUCUGGUCUUGGACUCGAGCUCCGGCAUAAUUGACGCACCCUUGACAGCCAUCCUGUGGGCCCCGAUCUCAAGGUACUUAUGCAAGUAA
Thrips palmi is the source of this 711-nucleotide messenger RNA. RefSeq lists its product as uncharacterized. Lineage: Eukaryota; Metazoa; Arthropoda; Insecta; Thysanoptera; Thripidae. The coding region runs from base 277 to 711 and encodes 144 amino acids. The record is from RefSeq and is a predicted model, not a curated record. Gene Ontology annotation, molecular function: protein binding. The transcript has 5 exons.